Messenger RNA from Aureobasidium subglaciale EXF-2481, 1350 nucleotides. RefSeq lists its product as uncharacterized. Bases 268 to 1194 code for a protein of 308 amino acids. The transcript has 2 exons. The record is from RefSeq and is a predicted model, not a curated record. Lineage: Eukaryota; Fungi; Ascomycota; Dothideomycetes; Dothideales; Saccotheciaceae.
UGAAGACGUUGAGAUUUGAGCAUGUUCUGGAUUACGCCACCGAUCUCGGUCUGGACAUAUGUACACUGUCUCCAUAUGAUCUCAAGUCAUACAGUCGGGUGCCCCUUGAGAAGGGAGGCGUCACGAUCUGCUUAGAAUGCAAUAGAGGAGAUCGUUGAAUUGAACGAGGUCAGAAGUACGAAAAGUUCUCGAUAACAGGAAGGUCAAACAAGUCUCAUGUUACACAGCAUUCGUGUUGUAGGACUUAGAGUCUGCACAUAGAAACACAUGAUAUCCAUUACGACAGCUGGUCGAAGACUUCAGGUUGCCGGUCUUUCAGCAAUCGCAGUAACAACGACAUCGUAUCUCGCCGCGAGAAUGUCAAGCUUUAGCCAGUCCAGCAAUCAGGACAAGCCAUGGAACGGUUCAGCUGUGCCGUACCAACCUCAACAUCAAGAAUGGCCAUAUGUUCGAGCAGACUUCAAACGCAUGGAUGAGAGCCCCGACAAUUCAUUCUAUAGCGAUAGCAGAUUCGUCACUCAUAUCGAUGACGCCGCCAUAGCAAGCCUCAGCAGAUAUUACGACAAUAUCUUGCCACGAAAAGGUCGGAUUCUGGAUCUUUGCAGCUCUUGGAUCAGUCACUACCCGCAAGCCGUAGAAAGUGCGGCAGAGAAAGGCGAUUUACAGGUCGUGGGCUUAGGGAUGAACCAGGCCGAACUCAACAAGAAUAAGGUACUCUCCAAGAGAAUACUUCAGGAUCUGAACGAGGAUCCAAACAUUCCUCUUACUGUAUGCGACGAACACGCUGUCAGUGGACUACAAAGUCUAGAUAAUACCAACAGUGAGAACGGAUUACUGGACUGUACGACUUGCGUUGUGAGCCUGGACUACUUGACUCGACCGAAAGAGGUUCUCGAGAGCGUCAAACAGCUGACCAAGCCUGGCGGCAGUUGUCAGAUUAUUGUGUCUUCCAGGAUGUUCCCUACCAAAGCCACUAGCGCAUGGAUAAAGCGGACGCCUGAACAGCGUCUGCAGAUGGUCGGAGACUAUCUGCAUUUUGCUGGGUGGAAGGACAUUGAGAUUGUGGACAUAAAAGCAGGAGAUGCUGCAAAUGCUCCAGCGGAGGACCAGGGCGGAUUACACGGCUUCAUGCAGAUGAUGGGCAUGAGCGGAAGCGAUCCACUGUGGUGUGUGAGGGCUUUCAAGCGAGACUAGACAUUGAUUAAUACAGGUGCCUGGUGUCCGAGUUCAGUGACUCGUAAGGAUCAGUGUAAUUCAACACAGAAAGUAGUGACUGGCGACCACCCAACUUUGGCAUGUAGAACAUACUACUUUGGCAAAUAGAACAUACUACCUUGCCUCUCGUCUCCU